AUGCUUCGGGGCAAGUACCUUGUACGACAUUCUAUACGAACAAAGUCUACAGGUUUUCUGCCUAUAACUUUUACCCCUACAGCUAACCAAGCCCGUCACAUUUUUGAAGAAGAAAAACUCACACCUGAGGAAAACUAUGCAGCUGUUCCUGAUAAACCAGAUUUUUCAUCAAUUUCUAAAGCACAUUAUAGGAUUAUAAAUCCAGAGGAUGUUGCUGACCUUGUCACCAAACUUAAUACCAAUGACGUCUUGGUUUCAUCACUCUCCAGGAGCCGGACUUUAUACGGAGACACCUCGUACCGAAUCAAGAGCCUAAAUACGAAAAGUGAGAUCAAUGAGCUUGAGCCCAAAGCUGAGCCUACUAUUUUCCCAUACGCGAGCAUUUUGUUUGGCUGGAAAAAGGUAUACAAUCAGCAGAUCAAACCGCUCCAAGAUUUGGAGCCAGUUCAAAAGACAGAAAAACCCCGUUUGGACUCAAAAUUCCACAAAUUAUUUACCGAUUCUCAUCAUCACAAGUUUGAAGAGUUUUUUAUCGACACAAGAGCUUUUCGUAACUCAGAUCUUAAUAGCAAUGGAGGAACUUCUUUAUUGGAACUACGUGAAGCAUUCACUGUUGAAGAUGCAUCGAACGUGGUUCUUGAUUGUAUAGGAGAUUCAAAGUCUUCUUUUUUGGAAUUUUUAAACUUUAUUAUACCAAACAUUGGCUAUUUCAGGAUAGAAGGAUUAAAACAUUUUCUUUCACGCGUGAGCAAGUUGAGUAUUGAACUCAACGCUGGAGCCGCUGAGUUAAAGACAUUGGUAGAAGCUAUUGAUGCACAACAUAAAAAGGUGAUUUCUAUUUUGGAUCUGCGCACAUUGAACAACAUUGCGCUUGCAGUUACAGAAUUAGACCCCAAAUUGAGUGCACGAAUGAUGAAAUAUAUGAUUGAUGAUCUGGUAUGUCCCAGCGAAAUGGCAGUUGAAAAGUUUAUAAAGAGUCUCGGGAGUUUAAGUCGGGAUCAAACCUUAAGAGAGUUGACUUUCCUUAAACCUGUUUUGUUUCAUCGACAACCAGGUUCAAAUUUUUUUGCAGCAGUUUUACAUACAAUCACCAACAUAAACGAGGUCAAUAAACUUGUUAUUUUUUUAAAACGGUAUCCAGGCUUACUCGCCCAAGAACAAACUUCUAUAUACAAAAAGAUUGAAGAGUUAGGUGCCUGCACAUCCUUGUACAUAUCUCAGUUUUUAAAAGUCUUGAAAACCAGCGACAUAAAAUUGAGCAAUGAUCUUUUCCAGGCAAUCGCUUCAAAAUAUGAUAAUAGUCCGCGCAUUGUAGCUGCAUUAAGUCAACUAAUAUAA
Messenger RNA from Lodderomyces oxycetoniae, 1338 nucleotides. RefSeq lists its product as uncharacterized. The transcript has a single exon. Lineage: Eukaryota; Fungi; Ascomycota; Pichiomycetes; Serinales; Debaryomycetaceae. The record is from RefSeq and is a predicted model, not a curated record. Bases 1 to 1338 code for a protein of 445 amino acids.